UGAUUUGCAUAUGUGGAAUGAUAUAAUACAUAAAGUUCAGACACAGGCACCGAGAUGAAACAGUCUCACAGGUUUACUUGCCACAGAUUUGAACCUCUGGAGAACCAUGAUUUGGAAAAAGGCCUGGAGAAGGUUUAGUGAUGUUGUAGUUUUCUUUUCCUGUCUGCUAGUCAUGCUAACAGGCUUCCAGGUUUGUGCAAAUCUUACAACGCAGAAAUCAGUUCAUUUUGAAAAAGGAGACCGGACAAUUGCAGACCAAGGAAACCCUCAUGUGAUCAGACCAGCCCUUCUGUUCAUCUGUGACCCCAAGGAAAUGAAACAGAUCAUAAAGGUGGACAUCUGUGUAAGAUGGAGUGAAGACAACCUUUCUUUGACUUUAGCAUGCAAAGGACACAAACACAUAAUUUGUUGUAAUUACAGUCUUCCCAUAAAGACCUGCCAUAAUCUCAAGCUUCUUCAAAACAUCUCUUAUGACAAUGCAAAAUUCAUUUUUUUUAAUAACUGGACAGUAUACCAUGAGGAAACAAUAACAAUUCCCAUACCAGGAGGAAGAGUCAAAUGUGACAAACUGGUGCUGAACAAGUGCAGUCCCAGCACCGAGACAGACAAAAACCCCAGAGUUACGCAUGUUGAAUUUAUUCACACACGCAACUACAGUGGGAUACAAAUCUUUGCAAAUUCAAAUAAGAUCUCUCUCAACAAAUCGGAGGUCCCUGACCCCGAAAUCCACAUUGUGCUGCCCCCUGACAUUUUCUCAGGUCUUGCAAACAGACCUCCGCCGACUGUCAAAUUUAUAUUUUCUUUGUACAAAAACUUGAAGGCUCAUAAGCAGGGAAACCAGGUGCAUGCGUGGGUGAACGACUUUGGAAUUGGAAUAGAGGUAGAGAACGUUACCAUCUCCAAUCUUUCACACCCUGCCGUCAUGAGCUUCUCUCACAAAUCCCCAGUCCCGGAAAAUAUGACAACCAAGUGUGUUUUUCUGAACAGAUAUGACAAGUGGGAUGAUUUUGGCUGCCUCAGUGAGAAGCUACAAAAUAGUACAACCUGCAGGUGCAGUCACUUCACCUUUUUUGCUGUACUGAUGAUUCCUGCCUCCAGUCUGGACACACAGAACACUCGCACCCUCACCUACCUCACUUACAUCGGCUGUGCUGUCUCAGCAGCCUUCUGCGCGCUCACUCUCCUGACACACUGGAAACACUGCAGAAGAGCAGCCAGCGAGCACUCCGUUCAGAUCCACGUCAACCUGGCGUCGGCCCUGCUCCUGCUCAACCUCAGCUUUCUGGCCAGCGCGGUGCUGUCGCCUCUCUCCGGCCCAGGCCUGUGCACCGCGAUGGCUGUCCUGCUGCACUACUCCCUGCUCUGCACCUUCACCUGGAUGGCCCUGGAGGCACUGCACCUCUGCCGGCUGCUGUGGCAGCCCUUCACCACCUACAUCCGGCGCUACCUUCUCUGGCUCUGCCUCCUGGGCUGGGGUUUCCCAGCUAGUGUUGUGCUCAUUAUUGUUGCAGUCAACAAGAAGAAUUAUGGUCAGACCACUACUGGUACAUCAUCCAUGUGUUGGGUGACAAACGUGACCAUCCACUAUGCCAGCAUCACCGGAUACUUGGGAAUUGUGCUGUUCUUGAAUGCUGGAAUCCUGGUCUCUGUGAUCACCAAAAUGGCGCAGCUGAGGUCAGUGAGCAGCCACAAUGAAACCAGUCGGACCUGCAAGGCCACCUGCAGCGUGCUGGGGCUCAGCUGUGCGCUGGGGCUCACCUGGGGACUGGGCUUCCUCUCCAUCGGCUACAUCAACCUCCCCAUCCUCUACAUCUUCACCAUCCUGAACUCACUCCAAGGUUUUUUCCUGUUUCUGUGGAUCUGCAUGAUUAGAUAUCGGAAAGAGGAACUUGCGUGGAAAAGCACACAAAAUCUGGAGACAAAGCCGCAAAACAACAUCAUCACCACCACCACCACGUAAACUUAACCACAUAACGUUGAAGUUGUUGUAAUUAAUUCUUCAGCUUUCAAAUGUAACGUGAGACAAAAUAAUUUGCAGGGCAAAAUAAAUAAAUGUG
Messenger RNA from Lepisosteus oculatus (spotted gar), 2057 nucleotides. Its product is annotated as adhesion G-protein coupled receptor G5-like. Gene Ontology annotation, cellular component: plasma membrane. The record is from RefSeq and is a predicted model, not a curated record. Gene Ontology annotation, molecular function: G protein-coupled receptor activity. Gene Ontology annotation, biological process: adenylate cyclase-activating G protein-coupled receptor signaling pathway; cell surface receptor signaling pathway. NCBI's taxonomy places the organism in Eukaryota, Metazoa, Chordata, Actinopteri, Semionotiformes, Lepisosteidae.